AAAAAAAAAAAAACUCUUUUAUGAAAACCUCAAAAAAGUGAAGAGAGAAGAAGAAACUGUAAAAUUUCACCCUUUCAUUUGUGGCAUUUCCACAAACACCACAACUCCAUCAUCCAUGGAAGCUCUUGCUUCACUUCACCACCGUCACCAACCUCUUUGUUCUUCUCUCCACCCUUCUCUAUCAUCAACCACCGCUUCUUCUCUCUUUCUCUCACAACCUUCACCUUCAACUUCACCAUCAUCUUCCAUUAGAGCUUUAUCUUCACCAUCACCCCCUUCUUCUGAAUCUCUUCAAAAUCUUCAAUACCCAGAAACCAAAAUCCCUCAAUUUUUCAACCCUCUUGUCAAAGUUCCAAACUUUGACCCUCCUCGUCAAAACCCAGAACCCAAAUCUCCUCAAUUUUUUAACCCUAUUAGUAAAUUUCCCUCUUUUGUUACUGUUACUGUUGCUGCAUCAGCUUUUCUCUUUCUGGGUUGUUGUCAAAAUGGGUUUAACAAACCAAUAACAUCACUUUCUUCAGUUGUUUCUGUUGAGGAAAAAGCAUUGGAUGAAAAAAGUGAUAUUGAAGAAUUUUUGGGAAAUAAACCAGAUCACAUUGAAUCUGUUUUGUAUUUGAAGAUGAAAGAGAGAAUUCGCGUUGUUCACAGUUUCAAGAAAAUUAAAACUGAUGAUGAUGAAGCAUGGGAAGUUUUGAGAGCAGAGGUUGUUAGCUGCAGUGAGAAUUUGGAGUUGAUUAAGGUUGGUUUUGAAGAGAUAUUGGAGAAAGAUAUGGAUUGUAACAAGUCGCAUCAGGGUCGUGUUCUCGAGUACCUUGAAAUGGUUGAUGAAUGUAAUGGCUUGUUGAAGGGUAUUAAGGUUGCAAUGGAUAGGUGUGAGAGAGAGGAUGCAGAUAUAAAUCGUUAUCUUAGAUUAUUCGGCAAGGUUGUUGAUCGUAUUAGGGUCUUGGAAGGUGAUAUGGUUGGUGCUUUGAAGUAUUUUAAGCAGCUUGAACAAGAGUCUAUUCAAGAGAAAAAGUUAGCUGCAGGACGUGUUGUGGCAGUGGCAAUUGAGAACAACAAAACAAGCCAAUAUGCAGCUAAAUGGGCUGUUGAUAAUCUUCUUCCUAAAGAUCAACAUCUCUUAUUAGUCCAUGUUAGACAAAAAGCUUCUUCCAUUCCUACAACAACUGGAAGCCACGUAUCUGUUGAUGCCAAUGAUGAUGUAGGCAGAGCAUAUAUGCGACAAAUGGACAACGAAUCUAAGGAGCUAUUCAGUUCGUUUCGUGUCUUCUGCAAUAGAAAGAAUAUACUAUGCAAGGAAGUUUUAUUGGAGGACAUGGAUGUAUCUAAGGCAAUCAUAGAAGGUAUUAGAGAAUAUUCCAUUGAACUUUUGGUUCUUGGGGCACCAUCAAGAAGUGGUCUUGUGAGAAGAUUUAGGACAAGUGAUGUUCCUAGCCUUGUGUCUAAAGGGGCACCUGAGUUCUGCACCGUGUACAUUAUUUCCAAAGGAAAAAUCCAAUCUGUUAAAACUGCUACUUCUCCAUUAACACCGAAAGCCAUGCCGCGUAACAAUGCAUUGCAGCCACAACAAAGUCCUGAUAGAAUCAAUGUACAACAGUUAAUGCGAAACCACCCACUACGACCCUCAAAUGAGAAACCAACAUACCUUGCACAUCGUCCAGGCGACGAAGGUGAAAUCAUAUCACCAUUCACAAAAGGUGCAAGACCCACACACAGAUCGUAUGAAUCCUCAAUCUCUGACUCAGACAUCUCAUUCGUCAGCAGUGGAAGGCCAAGCAUUGAUAGGAUGUUCCCUUCAUUGUAUGAAGAAAUGGACUCUGGAAAUGGAAUCACCCCUCGAAUUUCAGGAAGCUCGGAUUAUGAUCUUAGAAGCUUCGGUUCGUUGUACUCAGGUGUUAAGUCAAUUGAUCACAAUGAUUAUUCAUUCACUUCACAAGACAGCGGUCGUAGUGGGAUGUCCAUGUCAUCACAAUCAAGGAUAUCAUACUCGGACGAAGUGGAAGCUGAAAUGAGGAGGUUGAGGUUAGAGUUGAAGCAAACAAUGGAAAUGUAUAGUACAGCUUGUAAGGAAGCACUAACAGCUAAAGAAAAGGCACUAGAACUUCAACGUUGGAAAUUGGACGAACAAAGGAAAUUGGAAGAUACACGAUUUUCUGAAGAAACAUCAUUGGAAGUAGCUGAGAAAGAGAGAGCAAAAUCUAAAGCUGCUAUGGAGGCAGCAGAAGCAUCACGAAAAAUUGCAGAGUUGGAAGCACAAAAAAGAGUGAGUGUGGAAAUGAAAUCUAACUCUGAUUCUGAUCAGAGAAAAAGGACAUUUGGAGACAGUGUAUUAAAUAGUCCUGCAAGGUACAGAAGAUACACUAUUGAAGAAAUAGAAGAAGCAACAAAUUACUUUUCCAACUCAUUGAAGAUUGGUGAAGGAGGUUAUGGACCAGUCUAUAGGGCCGAACUAGAUCACACCGCAGUUGCUAUAAAAGUGUUAAAACCUGAUGCGGCUCAAGGACGCUCACAGUUUCAACAGGAGGUUGAAGUGUUGAGUAGCAUAAGGCAUCCACACAUGGUUCUCCUCCUUGGAGCAUGUCCGGAGUUUGGUUGCCUGGUGUAUGAGCACAUGACCAAUGGAAGCUUGGAUGAUUGCCUAUUCAGGAGAAAUAAUAGUAAAUUACCAGUUCUACCAUGGCAGCUAAGAUUUCGAAUUGCUGCGGAGAUUGCAACCGGUCUCCUUUUCCUUCACCAGACAAAACCUGAACCAUUGGUGCACCGUGACUUGAAACCUGGAAACAUUUUGCUCGACCGGAACUAUGUGAGCAAAAUCAGCGAUGUAGGGCUGGCAAGGCUUGUCCCUCCCUCAGUUGCAGACACCGUGACACAGUAUCGCAUGACAGCAACCGCUGGAACUUUCUGUUACAUUGAUCCGGAGUACCAACAGACGGGGAUGCUUGGAACCAAGUCUGAUAUUUACUCACUUGGGAUCAUGCUUCUACAAAUGAUAACAGCGAAGCCACCAAUGGGUUUGAGUCACCAUGUUGCAAGAUCUAUUGAGAAAGGUACUUUUGAUGAGAUGCUUGAUCCUGCCGUUGAGGAUUGGCCAAUUGAACAGGCUAUGCAUUUUGCCAAGCUUGCUAUUCAGUGUGCAGAAAUGAGAAGAAAAGACAGACCUGAUCUUGGCAAAGUUAUUUUGCCUGAGCUCAACAAACUCAGAGAUUUUGCUGAUGAAAACAUGCCUAUGAUGAUGAUGAUGUUUGGUGGUGGUGCAGGAUUCGCUCAAAGAAAUAACAAUUACUUGCGAUCAAGAUUUUCCUCAUCAAUUCAAGACUCAAUGAGUGAAUCCCAGUCAUUGUCAUUGUCAGGAUAUGAAAGCCAUUCAAGCUCAUCAUCGAUGGGAAAAAUGUAAAUUCUGCACUACAUAGUAAAUAUUAAUGCUUCUUCUGCUUUGUUUUCGACAAUGUGAUGCAUAAAGUGUGUUUCAAGAUGAUGAACCAAAGCGGCAUAAUGUCAAGACAUUGCAACCGGCAUCCACUUCAAAGUCUAAGUUCUGGGUUGAUUUGUGAAUGAGAAUACAACAGACAUGAAUGUAAAUGUAACUAUAUAUGUAAUUGUUCAAUUGUAUUUAGCAAUUUUUUGUCAUUCAUGAAUACAACAGACUUGAAACUUACAACCGUGUUCUUGCA
Messenger RNA from Medicago truncatula (barrel medic), 3671 nucleotides. Its product is annotated as U-box domain-containing protein 35. Gene Ontology annotation, molecular function: protein kinase activity; ATP binding. The coding region runs from base 116 to 3394 and encodes 1092 amino acids. The record is from RefSeq and is a predicted model, not a curated record. NCBI's taxonomy places the organism in Eukaryota, Viridiplantae, Streptophyta, Magnoliopsida, Fabales, Fabaceae. Gene Ontology annotation, biological process: protein phosphorylation. The transcript is spliced from 11 exons.